This is a messenger RNA of Pseudoliparis swirei, 2880 nucleotides long. RefSeq names its product gastrula zinc finger protein XlCGF57.1-like. Gene Ontology annotation, cellular component: nucleus. Gene Ontology annotation, biological process: regulation of transcription by RNA polymerase II. Gene Ontology annotation, molecular function: RNA polymerase II transcription regulatory region sequence-specific DNA binding; DNA-binding transcription factor activity, RNA polymerase II-specific. Lineage: Eukaryota; Metazoa; Chordata; Actinopteri; Perciformes; Liparidae. The record is from RefSeq and is a predicted model, not a curated record. The coding region runs from base 1119 to 2687 and encodes 522 amino acids. The transcript has a single exon.
CAGGGGUGGUGGGUGAUGGUGCUGGUCCUAGUCCCGUGAUAGGUUUGCCCAUGUAGCUGAGCAGCAGGGAAACUCUCCUCCCCCCCUUGUGGUGAUGAGUCCAAAGGAAGGAGAUGAAUGUCGUUGGUGACGUGAAGGAGAGACGUCUCCGAGACACUGGAUCCAACGCGUCAACCAUGACCAGACAUUUCUUUAGCCGCGUCUUCGGUCAACUCUUAAAAACUGGUUGGGCCUUCCUUACCUGAGGGAUGUCUGUGCCUUGGGCCGGAUUGGGAAGGGUUGUUUGGGAGUUGUUCCUGAUCCGAUGUGAGGUCAAAGGUCAGGGAUGUCUAUGUACAGAUUGUAAAGCACUGAGACAAAUGUGUAACUUGUGAAAAUGGGCUAUACAAAUAAACUGAAUUGAAUUGCAAGCGGUAUCCUGUUGUUGGGGCAUUACGUCUGAGAGUACCUGUUUCUUGCAUAAUCGGGCGUAAACGUGAUCAAGCGGUUCUAUGGAGCAGUCGGCUUCAGAUGACCAGCAGGAUUCUGCAUCUGAUUCGGAUGAAGUUUGGGUUUUGGCGAUCUCUGUUUGCCAACGGGAGCAAGCUGUUGCACCUGAAGGCGUGGCCUAUUCCACCUUCCAGCGGUCCGGCUGUGGGGUCGUCUGGACCUCUGUUAGUGGGACGCUGCCUAGGUCCUUUGUUAAUUGUCUUAAGUUGUUUGCGGUGUCGCGGCCCAUCGUCUGUGACCUCUUCCUGCCCUCCUAACCAGCCGUCACGGGUUAAACCAAAUAAUUAUACUGUCCAAAUAAAGUUUAUCUCGUCAAAAGAUCGCUGCCUUCGGAGCGCACUUGCCUUCACGUGUUUUUAAACCGGGUCUCCAUGGCAACGGGGUGCUACACCUUCACUGUACGACACCUCAGAGGUACAUGUAGUCAUCUUAGAUCUUGACUUAUUGUUUCUGAGACGUAUGAAUGUGUUUUUUUAUUCUCCACAGACGUCCAGCAGCUGUUGGUGGUUCAAGAGGUUCCCCCUGGGCCACCGGUCUGGAGCUCCAUUCUGGACCAGGAGGACCUAGAGAUCCACAUUAAAGAGGAAGAGGAGGACCCAGAGGACCAGGAGGACCCAGAGUCCCCCCACAUGAAAGAGGACCCAGAGCCCCCUCACAUUAAUGAGGAACAGGAGGACCUAGAGUCCCCCCACAUGAAAGAGGACCAGGAGGACCCAGAGUCCCCCCACAUGAAAGAGGACCCAGAGCCCCCUCACAUUAAUGAGGAACAGGAGGACCCAGAGUCCCCCCACAUGAAGGAGGACCAGGAGGACCCAGAGUCCCCCCACAUGAAAGAGGACCCAGAGCCCCCUCACAUUAAUGAGGAACAGGAGGACCAGGAGGACCCAGAGUCCCCUCAAAUUAAAGAGGACCAGGAGGACCCAGAGUCCCCCCACAUGAAAGAGGACCAGGAGGACCCAGAGCUUUCAGACAUUAAAGAGGAGCAGGAGGACCUCUACAUCAGUCCUGAUGGGGAGCAGCUUCCAGGGCUGCAGGAGGCUGAACACAUGGAAACAGAAGCUGAUGGAGCAGAUUGUGGAGGACCAGAGACCGACGACAGUAGAGAGUGGGAUGAGCCUCAGUCGGAUGAGAACCCUCUGCUCCUCGCAGGAGGACCUGUAGGUGACUGUAGUCCUGGAGAUACACCGACUGGCUCGCCUGAGUGUGCUGCACGCUUUGACCACCAGGGGCAUCCGGAGGAACCCAGCAGCUCCAGAACGGGAGAGAAACUCUUUCAAUGCUCCGUGUGCGACAAAAGAUUUGGAUUCAACUGUCGCCUGAAGAGACACAUGGUCCGCCACACGGGGGUGAAGCCGUUCAGCUGUUCUCUUUGCAGCAAGACGUUCUCUCAAAGGGGAAACCUGAACAAACACAUGCUCUGCCACACGGGAGAGAAACCGUUCAGCUGCUCCGUCUGUGGGAAAACGUUCCCGCAGAAGAGAAACCUGAACAUUCACAUGCUCGUCCACACGGGGGAGAAACAAUUCUGUUGUUCAGUUUGUGGUCAAACGUUUUCACUGAAGGAGAACCUGAGCGCUCACAUGAACGUCCACACCGGAGAGAAACCGUUUCACUGCUCCGUGUGCGACAAGACAUUCGAGUUCCAGUGUUUCUUCAAAAGACACAUGAGCGGCCACACGGGAGUGAAGCCGUUCAGCUGUUCUCUUUGCAGCAAGACGUUCUCUCAAAGGGGAAACCUGAACAAACACAUGCUCUGCCACACGGGAGAGAAACCGUUCAGCUGCUCCGUCUGUGGGAAAACGUUCCCGCAGAAGAGAAACCUGAACAUUCACAUGCUCGUCCACACGGGGGAGAAACGAUUCAGCUGCUCCGUCUGCGGGAAACCGUUCGCCCACAAGGGAACGCUGAACUACCACAUGGUCGUCCACACGAGGGAGAAACCGUUCAGCUGCUCCCUGUGCGGCAAAACGUUUACACAGAAGGGACACCUGAACAACCACAUGACUGUCCACACGGGAGAGAAGCCGUUCACGUGUUUAGUCUGCGGUAAAACAUUCGCCCGGAGCGGCAGCCUGAACAACCACAUGGUCGGCCACACCGGAGAAAAACCCUUCAGCUGUUCGGUUUGCGGUAAAUCGUUCACGCGGAAGCAGCGAAUGAAAAAACAUUUAAUUCUCCACACCAGAGAAACUAAUUAGUCACGUCGGCUCAGCGAGUUCCUCUCGUCUCGGUCAGAACCGGCCGGUCCAGACUCCACAUGAGUUCCUUCAGCUCAGGAGACGCUGCACAUAGAUUACAAGCACCUGUAGUUUGUUCCUCUGUAUUGUCUUGUGUUGCAUGUGUGAUGUAUCGUCAUGUUUAUGUGAAUUAAAAUAGUUUUAAACAGUCAAA